UCAUCAACCUGCGACCGUGUGGCGUCAACACAAACAGAAACUAAUAGCAGAGCUAGUAAAGUGAAGUGCUGUAACUGAUGUUGACACUUCGAACUGAAUGAGGUGCGACCUUCUUCUAGUGCUGUUUUGUAAGUGCUGCUGCCGGGAUGGGCCAGCAGAUCUCAGGUCAGGCGGUGUUGACCCGUCUGCCUGAGAAGUUGGUGAAACACCUCGGACUGGUACGUGACAGUGGCUACCUCACCUACGAGGAGUUUCUGGCUCGAGUGGCCGAACUCAAUGAUGUUACGGCCAAGCUGGCUGCUGGACAGCAGAAGCACCUGCUGUUUGAGGUGCAGCCAGGAUCCGAUGCUUCAGCCUUGUGGAAGGUGGCUGUCAGGAUCGUCUGUACCAAGAUUAACAAGGAGAACGCAAUGGUGGAAGCAUCUCGCAUCAUGAACCUGUACCAGUUCACCCAGCUGUACCGUGACAUCACCAGUCAGGCUGCUGAGGUGCUGUCUGUAGAAGGCGCCACUGAGGGCCCUUCUGCCCAACUCCCCUCAACAGACUCCUGCCAGGCCAGUAUGUGGAUGGGCAGAGUGAAGCAGCUGACAGAUGAGGAGGAGUGCUGUAUCUGCAUGGACGGGAAGGCUGAUCUUAUUCUGCCCUGUGCACACAGCUUCUGUCAGAAGUGCAUUGAUAAAUGGAGUGGCCAGAGCCGAAACUGUCCGAUAUGUCGCCUGCAAGUCACUGCCGCCAAUGAAUCAUGGGUAAUGCCAGAUUUCCCCACAGAGGACGACAUAGCGGGCUAUAUCCUCAACUUGGCUGAUGAGGCAGGGCAUCCACACAUACCUUAACAUACAGCACACUGAGCCAUUUACAUAUUUGAUGAGUGAAAUGGGAUCUGUUCCAAGUAGACUGUGUAACACACAAUUUGAUUUUUCACUUCGCUUUUUUUCUUCCUAAAAAGCUAUUUCUUGUUUCUAGUGACAGUUUUGAAACAUGAAACCAGUAAUGCUUUAUUUUACAGGUCGCAUCUUUUCAAGCGGAGUUAUUCAAAAACCUCUCUUUAGGGUUGGAGUUAUGUGGGAGUUGAGCUCCCAUGAAAGCAGUAAAUCGGUAGGAGGCAUCGAAGAAGUCAGUUUAAUCAUAAAUAAUGCAGUUUUCAUUCUGACGAGUAUUUUUUUUUAUUAUUUAAACUAGACAAAUGUGUCUUCUGUGAAUGGCAGUGACAAUUACUGCUGUUAAUCACCAAGUAACUGAGGCUACUAGGGUCAUACAAGGUACUUAAUAAGUGUCGGAUUCACUACCAACCCGCACAAAAAAUGGCCUUUGCUGUUAAUGAUAGUGAACGAGAAACUCUAAAACUCUAAAAAUAUGAGGAAAAGUAAACUAUUACCUGGAACACAUGGGCUUGUAAAAUAAAGGUUUAGCAUAAAACUCUGUCUCUUUAGCCCUAAAAAAAAAAAAUCCCAGGAUGCUUUUUGUAACAUAUGUAUUGUAGAUGUGGUGAUUUAUGGGAACUGUGUGUGAUAAUACAGUGAGUUGUCUGAAGUAAAACCUCUGUGUUUGUAUUAAGCUAUACUUAUUCACAGUCUCUUAAUUUAACACACAAUAACCAAAAGUACAACUUUUACAGUACUUUUAACUGACAUGGCAAAGUUAAGGGUUAAGACCAACCAGGUACUUUAAAAUAUGAAACCUGAUCUGUUGCCUUUCAUAUUAAUAUGAAUGGGACAGAAGAUGUGAAUCAAUAUCAGCACUUGUGCUCGUAGUGGACUGACAAAGAUAACUCCGAGAUGCACAUUUUACCCAUAAAACAGCAAAUGUUUAUAUUUUGAUUUUCUUCAGAUGCAUCAGUUAGUGAUAUUUAAAGAUGGGAUCUUCUGUACAAAUGACUAUUUUUUUUUUUUUUUUUUUUAAAUCCUCCUAAUAUAAAGCAAAUAACCACAUUUGUCAAGAAAUCUAAGACAGCUAACCCACCUUGUUUUUUCUUUUUAAUAUCCGGUCAAACCCCACAUGCCAUGUGAAUUUUGUUAUGAGUGAACUGUCAGUCUGAUCCACUUCUGACCUGAUGUUGUAUCAGGUCAGAAUUAUAUCUAUUAUAUGGAUAAUGUUUGGUGUAUAGGACUUAUUAGUUUUAUAUCACGUAGCUUGCUGUGGUUUCCUUUUUUUUAUUGUUGGAAAUAACCACUAUUUGUCAUCUAUGCUGUGUGUUUUCUCUUCAUCCAAAUAUGGUAGACGUACUGUAGUUCAUACACAUUCUCGUCUUUGCUGUGCUUUCUCAUUUAUGAGGAUCGGCAGCUUUUCACUAACUGCUGACCUGUCGGAAAUCACAUAUGCAGAACUUUAAGCCACAGAAAUGGUUUUAUUUUAAGGAAGUAUUUCUGUGCACAUAUCUUGAUCAAAUAAAUCACAGGAGGCACUUUUGUUUUAAGUGGACAUGGUUGUGAUUUAUAUCAAGUAUUUCAAGAAAUGCAAAUAUAUAUAUUUUAACCAUAUUUUAAUUGAACAUUUCUGUCUAAAAUGCUUUAUUAAAGAUAUAUGUAGAUAUAUAAAUUGUUAAUUAUGUAUAUUAUGUCUUUCCCAGCAUUAAUCUGCUUGUCUCUUUGCAUGUCUGUGUGUGUGUGUGUGUGUGUGUGUGUGUGUGUGUGUGUGGGCACCACAACUUCAAACAUUAAGGACUGAUUUUGUUUUUUUUCUGGAAUAGGAGGAAGUAGAUAAAUUGUGCCAUGGGAAACUGAGCAACCUUGGCUGAGGCCUGUGAUCCGAGUGCUUUCUCUUGCGUUUGUUGUACAUCGUACAACUGUGUAUGUACAGUGAUUACAUUUAAAGCUUUUUUUUGUCUGUUUGAAACAUUUAUUGAAGAGUGAUGCAGUAGACUUUUACUCUUGUUAAGACCAUUAAAGUGAUUUCCUUUUGUACCAAAAGUCAUUUUUGGUUGUUGAUGCUGAUAAUUUGCACUUUAAAAACUCACUGUAGCUUUCUUGGUGUUUGUGCACCACAAAAACUGUCAAGAAAGAAAAUGUCAUCUUACAAUUAAAUCCAAAAAUGUUAUAGUACAACUACAGCUAAAAAUAGAACAAAACACAUGUGAUCCUGUUACUGUACAUUCAAUUAAUGAAUUAAUGUAACAAAUGUGCCCUGGAACUGCUGUGUAAUGUCAUGUUGAAACCUUAAGGUGGAAGCAUUUUCGUCAUAUUUCCUGAUAUGAUGAGUCUGAAAGCAUUCACUUUGCAUAAAUGAAUGGAAGGUAUUUGAAUUUAUUCCUACUGUAUUAUCUUAAAUAAAGAAUGAUUUACUAUUUGCACUGGUAA
This is a messenger RNA of Solea solea (common sole), 3293 nucleotides long. RefSeq names its product ring finger protein 141 (gene rnf141). Gene Ontology annotation, biological process: protein autoubiquitination. NCBI's taxonomy places the organism in Eukaryota, Metazoa, Chordata, Actinopteri, Pleuronectiformes, Soleidae. Bases 147 to 833 code for a protein of 228 amino acids. Gene Ontology annotation, molecular function: ubiquitin-protein transferase activity. The record is from RefSeq and is a predicted model, not a curated record. The transcript has 6 exons.